Sinocyclocheilus anshuiensis is the source of this 4248-nucleotide messenger RNA. RefSeq names its product serine/threonine kinase 36 (fused homolog, Drosophila) (gene stk36). Gene Ontology annotation, molecular function: protein binding; ATP binding; protein kinase activity. Gene Ontology annotation, biological process: smoothened signaling pathway; protein phosphorylation. The transcript has 21 exons. The record is from RefSeq and is a predicted model, not a curated record. Gene Ontology annotation, cellular component: cytoplasm. NCBI's taxonomy places the organism in Eukaryota, Metazoa, Chordata, Actinopteri, Cypriniformes, Cyprinidae. Bases 439 to 4248 code for a protein of 1269 amino acids.
AGGCGCUUUUUGUUGUUGUUCGUCUAGACAGCAGCGCACGUCAAACUUUCUGAAGUUUGUUUUACAUUUCGUAUGUUAUCAUAUUGCUUUUUCAGAGACAGUUUUUUGAUCAAAAUUACUUAUACUAGUCUUAUAGCCAACUUUAGCUUCGGGAGUAUGAAUCGUUAAAUAGCCGUUGUUUCGCAGUUGUCGUAAGGCUCAAAUGUUAAAGCCGAUCUAAAAAAAAAAAAAAAAAACAUGCACUAGUUUAGCCAAGAUUGCCCAUUUCGCCUCCGUCUGUAAUGCUUUAGUUAUACUGUUCAGCUGCGAAACAAGCCAUGCGGAGAAAACUGCCUAAAUGAUAUGCCUGGCUACGUGUGUCCACUUUAUACUGACUUGUACUAGCUCUUUACCUGAAAGGUCACCGGACUCUUCUUCUGGGUCAAGGCCUCAUCGCUGAUGAUGGAUCAGUACCAUAUUUUGGAGGUUAUCGGGGAAGGGUCAUUCGGCCGAGUGUACAAAGGCCGCAGGAAGUUUAGCGGCCAGGUCGUGGCUCUGAAGUUCAUUCCCAAAGUUGGCCGCUCAGAGAAGGACCUGCGCAGUUUGAAAAGAGAGAUUGACAUCAUGAGGGGGCUUAAGCACCCCAACAUAGUGCUGCUUUUAGACAGCUUUGAGACAGAGAGGGAGGUGGUGGUGGUAACUGAGUAUGCAGAGGGUGAGCUGUUUCAGAUCCUGGAGGAUGAUGGGAGUUUACCUGAGAAUCAGGUGAGUGAAAUAGCCUGCCAGCUUGUUUCUGCCCUGUAUUAUCUGCACUCCCAUCGCAUUUUACACCGUGACAUGAAACCACAAAACAUCCUGCUGGGAAAAGGAGGAGUAGUAAAGCUCUGUGACUUUGGAUUUGCUCGUGCCAUGAGUGUGUCCACCUUGGUGUUGACCUCUAUUAAGGGGACUCCUCUCUACAUGUCUCCGGAAUUAGUGGAAGAGAAACCUUAUGACCACUCAGCUGACCUUUGGUCUCUGGGCUGCAUCCUCUAUGAGCUCCACACGGGGGCGCCUCCAUUCUACACCAACUCCAUCUUUCGGCUGGUGCAGCUUAUAGUGAGAGAUCCAGUGAAAUGGCCAGACAACAUGAGCCAAGACUGCCUGAGUUUUCUGAAGGGACUGCUGAUGAAAGACCCAGAGAAGAGGUUGUCAUGGCCUGACCUGCUUCAUCACCCUUUUGUUGCAGAUGGAGUUUUGACGGUGUCAGACGAGGGUUCAAGCAACCCUCUGACAGUCCCACCCAGCCUGGACCUACAGGCCCUGAAACACCAGCAGGCUGCAGAGAAGACAACGGCACGCGGUGGAGAGGGCAAACUACUGUGCAAAGCUAGAGAGCUACGAGAGAAAGAGAAGAUUUACAGACAGGAGAUUGGGAGUGGAAGUGCUGUGCGUGCCAGUAAGACAGCUUCUGCUGGAGGAGCCCCCACCACUGGCCACUCAUUGGGCAGCACCUUUUCAGUGGAUCAAAAUUCAUCUCAGCCAGCAACCAAUCAGCAUCAAGCAAAUGACAACAGUGUUACCAGAGUGCGCUCAGCUCCACAUAAAGGCCAGAUCAGUAGAGACUAUGAGAGGGAGUUCCCUUCGGUUGAAGUGGGACCCCGGGAAGUUCUGAAGCGCCCUGGACAUGCACGGACCAGUCUGGCUUCUGUCAGGAUGGACAGUGAGGAACAAGAUAUCGACAGUGAUUAUGAGUGGCAACGAUUGAUUGAAAUAAAUGAACAGGGCCCUGUAAACACUUCCAUUCUUCAGAAGUUAAAAACCAGGUUGCUUGUAACCAAAAACCAGCUAUUGGUCAGCAAAGGUGAAGAGGCCCCUUCAGUUCUACAACCACUGAAGAUCCUCAGGAACAUUGUUCAGAGCUGUCAGUGUGGUGAUGUUGAAACACUGGGCAAAGAGUUGGAACUGCCUCAUCUACUGUUCAACCUGACUGAAGACAUCCUGAACAUUCCAGAUCUAAUGCAGGACUCACAGGGUGAGAUAGUUUUGGGAGAUCUGAUGAAUGUUCUCAUAAUGUACCUGGAAAAGAGCCCGGGCUGGGAGAUAAAAGGGAGGAGAGCUGAGGAUCUCUGUCAGCUAUUUAUAUCGGUAUUUCUCUGUCGAGACCCAAAGCGUUCAGCGCUUUUGGCAACAGCAGUCUUAACCUUGUUCACUCGCCGUGGUAUAUCUGUGAAUGUCAGUAUGGAAGGGCUUACAGCCUUUUUGGGGAAUAUUUUGACAGACACAGCAGAGGCACAUAACCCCUUACCUGCAGGUUGGGGCAUGUGUGAUGGCCUUCUGUCACUGAUUCUCCACAGACUAUCUGAGUGUGAUAGCAGCUCACUGCUCGACUUUCAGAACUCAGAGCUUUGGCCCUGCUUGUGGGCUAAAGUAAACACCACACUGGAAACCGCAACGCCCCAGAGUUGCCUUUUUUCUCCGAAUGGUCUGUACGUGUUCCUCUCUCUCGCUUUAUUGGUUUUCUCCAGCGAUUCGUAUAACUGUGUGGCUCUCCUGUCGGAUAACUCCACAAACUGCUCCUCUGCCCUCAGCCACUUUCUCACCACCAGUUGUGCUGCAUUGCUUGAGCGCGGUAUUUUCUGGGGUGACUCAGAAAUAAGCAGCCUAUCAGUGAUGAGCUGUCAACUUCUCUGCAUCCCCUUCUCUCUGGAGUUACCCUUAGAAAAACUUCUUUCUGUUCUCAGAUCGUAUCAAAGCUCAAAUAUUGUGGCUGGUUUAGUUCAGAUGAUUCAAACUCUUCCUGUUGCCCUGGUGGAGCUUCCACUGUGUCUUCUGAAUCGUCUACUGCUAUCUGACCCGCAGCACACCGCUCCAUGCCUUAUCACUGCAGCCCAGGCCACCUCUUUCCUCCCUUACAGCACAGAAUGCUCAGACAAUAGAGCAGACCACACUCAGAAUCAAUUUAACCACUUCGGGAAUGGUGUGGAGCAAUUUAAGAGCAAUGGAAUUGCAAAAAAAAACAAGAUAGAUCAUAACAAAGGUGACAUCAAAUCAAAGAAGAGGUUAGAGCAGCUCAAAGGCAAUGUAGAUGCAUCUAAGGAAAAAAAUUAUUCUAUAAAGACUCAAUACCAGUCAUCCAGAAACAAGAAUGAGAAGAUCAGAGAUUUGGCAAAAACCAAAAUAUAUCCACAGAAGACCAUGGACCAUCUAAGAGAUAAAAUAGAGCAGCAGAGCAGUUGUAUAGAGGAGCUCAUGGACAGUUUGGAAAUCCAUGGCAGUUCUGUAGGGCGUCUCCAAUAUCUCUCAUCUCAGCAAGGGUGCAACAUCAGCUGGCUUAUAGACAGUCUGGAGGAGUUAAGAAGUUGUGAUCACCCCAAGGUCUCCAAGGCUAAAAUUCGAUCCUCACCAGAAGAGGUCAGAACAGCAGGUUCUCUGUUGGCUGUUUUGCUACAAAGUGAACUUCUCAGUGGGUGCGCAGUGGAACUCCUUAUCCUUCUCUCCCACCUAACACGUCAUCUCACCCAUCAUUCUUCCUUCUUUCUUCCUGUUGAAACCACUCAACUGCAGUUUGCAUUGCGCCACCGAGAUGAUGGAAUCCGAGCGGCCUGCUGUGGCUUACUGGGCAACCUGGGCUCAGGUGUCAGGCAGGUCAUUGGUAAAUCAAACUUUGACUUAUUCCAGGACCUGUUAGGUUGCUUGUGCGAUCUUGCUCCAUCCGUUCGUAGGGCAGCUUGCAAGGCGGUGGGAAACUGGCUGAGUGUAAUGAGAAAAACCGAUCUAACUAUUUCCAAUAAAGUUUUCAAGAAUACGACUGGCAUUAAUGCCUUGUCGGUACAAGACAAAUUGAAGAGGACACCAGCAAUGGAAGGCAUCAGACACAGUGAGAGAGACGUAUGGAUGGAGCUGGCCAUGGGAGCUGCUCGUCCCCUCGUGUCUCUGCUGUCAGAUGCUGAUAAUGUCAUUCGACAGCACUGCUGUGGGGCCUUGGGUAACCUGGCUGCUUUUGGCGGAGGGAAUGGAGCACUUCUCAAUGCAGAUGCUCCAGGCUUGAUUCUCCAAACUGCCUGUAAUGAUUCCCAUCAUGCAGUGCGUCGGGCGGCUGUGGCCACUCUGCGUGUGUUUAGCCAACAAAACACAUUACUGCAGGCUCUGAGGUCUCUAGAUGCAGGAAGAAAACUCUGUCGCACAUCCCAAAGCUCUUUAUUUCAGAGGGAUUAUCAAUGGCUUGUCAGCAAGUUGGACGGAAGGAAAAACAUAAAACAUCAGCCUCAUAAGUUUGACAGAAAUUGA